AUGUGGCUCACCACUGGGACGCGCGGCCUGGCGGGCCUCCUGUCCAAGCGCCCAGCCUUCGGCGCUGCAGCCCUGGUCCUGAUCCGCCCCCUGGGCUCCUUCGCGUCGCACACCCAGGGCGAAAAGGAAGUCGAGAACAAGCUGCGCGCGUCCCUCUCGGUCGCCCGCCUGUGCGUGUCGGACGUCAGCGGCGGCUGUGGGACGAUGUACCACGUGGACGUGGCGGCGGAGGAGUUCAG
Ostreobium quekettii is the source of this 239-nucleotide messenger RNA. Lineage: Eukaryota; Viridiplantae; Chlorophyta; Ulvophyceae; Bryopsidales; Ostreobiaceae. The record is from the annotation of a GenBank genome assembly.